Molecule: messenger RNA, 849 nt
Organism: Nicotiana tabacum (common tobacco)
Lineage: Eukaryota; Viridiplantae; Streptophyta; Magnoliopsida; Solanales; Solanaceae
Product: cytochrome b5
Cellular component (GO): membrane; intracellular membrane-bounded organelle
Molecular function (GO): heme binding
Source: RefSeq, a predicted model, not a curated record
UCCUAAUUCAUUGGGAUCGGGUAUUGGUAUGCGUAAUAGACAAAAGCGGAGACGGCUAUAGACAAACACAUUACCAAGUUUGACUAAUAGUAAAUUUUUAAGUAGCGUGGGGCUUUUGGCAGUGGGCGGAAGUUCAGAGGCAAGCUGAGUUUCUGUUUUGCAUCCUGAUUGUAUCCGGUGAUCGGCAACGAUGAGUAAAGUUCAUGCUUUUAAUGAGGUGGUGGAGCACAACAAGAAAGAUGAUUGCUGGCUUAUCAUCUUUGGAAAGGUUUAUAAUGUAACCUCAUUUCUGGAUGAUCAUCCUGGAGGUGAUGAUGUCUUGCUGACUGCAACAGGGAAGGAUGCAACAGAUGAUUUUGAAGAUGUCGGUCACAGUGAUGAUGCAAGAGAGAUGAUGAAGAAGUACUACGUUGGUGAGAUAGACCGUUCUACCCUUCCCGUUGAGCGCAAAUAUACUCCGCCUGCAACGCCACCACCCGCUGGAAACCAGGGUUCUGGAAAUUUAUCAAAGAUAUUGCAAUUCUUGUUACCAUUGUUGAUAUUGGGUGUAGCGCUUGCCUUACGUUCCUUUUACCAGAAAGAAUAGAUCAACUGUCAUAUUUCAAGCUGCAAUAGCAAGCGUAUGGAAAAUACAAUACAACCUUCAACUAAGCUGCUUGUCAUUUUCAUAUGUUGUGUUUUAGUCCUAAAGAUUAGUAUCUUUUAUUCAGCUUAUGUGUAUUUUCUAUCUUUGCCUGAUGUUGUCCCUAUUGGGGUACUGAGAUAUUAAAACGUUGUUACCGCUGUUGGAUGUCACUGCUGGUAAUGCUGUCUGUUAGAAUAAAAGUUUUAUGGUAGAAGUUUUCUUUA